AUGGCAAUAUGCCAGCAGCCGGUAGCGGCCGAUAUUAAGACGACAGAUGAUUUUCAGUUUUACACUGGUGGAGUAUUCAGUAAAAACUGUGGAAAUGGGGUGAUAAACCACUCUAUGACCAUUGUUGGAAUGGGGGAGACUGAUGACAGCGUAAAGUACUGGAAACUGAAGAACUCAUGGGGUCAGGAUUGGGGCGAAGGAGGGUACAUGAGAAAGAUCAGAGGAACUGGCAAGCCAGAAGGUCAUUGUUUCAUGACUUCAUCAAUGCGAGAGCUUCUUAUCCCAGAAUUGAUUGACGAUGAGAAUAUGGGACACAUUUUCCAAUAA
Rosa rugosa (rugosa rose) is the source of this 327-nucleotide messenger RNA. Its product is annotated as fruit bromelain-like. The coding region runs from base 1 to 327 and encodes 108 amino acids. The record is from RefSeq and is a predicted model, not a curated record. Gene Ontology annotation, molecular function: cysteine-type endopeptidase activity. NCBI's taxonomy places the organism in Eukaryota, Viridiplantae, Streptophyta, Magnoliopsida, Rosales, Rosaceae. Gene Ontology annotation, cellular component: lysosome. The transcript has a single exon.